CUUCUGUUCCUGUCGCCGAUCGCGGCUCCCGUUUGCGCGCUCACAGCGGCGCGGUGGUCCCAGCACGGGCCUCAGACUCGGGCUUUGGGUGAAAGAAAAUGGCCCGAACCAAGCAGACCGCUAGGAAGUCGACCGGGAGGAAAGCGCCCGGCAAGCAGCUGGCCACCAAGGCGGCCCGGAAAAGCGCGCCCUCUACCGGCGGGGUGAAGAAGCCGCACCGCUACAGGCCCGGGACCGUGGCUCUGCGAGAGAUCCGUUGCUACCAGAAGUCGACUGAGCUGCUCAUCCAGAAGCUGCCUUUCCAGAGGUUGGUGAGGGAGAUCGCCCAGGACUUCAAGACCUACCUGAGGUUUCAGAGUGCAGCCAUCGGUGCCCUUCAGGAGGCCAGUGAAGCGUACCUGGUGGGGUUGUUUGAAGAUACCAAUCUGUGUGCCAUCCACGCCAAGAGAGUCACCAUCAUGCCCAAAGACAUCCAGUUGGCUCGCCGGAUACGGGGGGAGAGAGCUUAAGUC
Microtus ochrogaster (prairie vole) is the source of this 512-nucleotide messenger RNA. RefSeq names its product histone H3.3-like. NCBI's taxonomy places the organism in Eukaryota, Metazoa, Chordata, Mammalia, Rodentia, Cricetidae. The record is from RefSeq and is a predicted model, not a curated record. The transcript has a single exon. Bases 99 to 509 code for a protein of 136 amino acids.